Messenger RNA from Aspergillus saccharolyticus JOP 1030-1, 5930 nucleotides. RefSeq names its product exocyst subunit SEC8. Lineage: Eukaryota; Fungi; Ascomycota; Eurotiomycetes; Eurotiales; Aspergillaceae. The transcript has 19 exons. The record is from RefSeq and is a predicted model, not a curated record. Gene Ontology annotation, molecular function: metalloaminopeptidase activity. Gene Ontology annotation, cellular component: exocyst. The coding region runs from base 133 to 5586 and encodes 1817 amino acids.
CACCCACCCACCAUCGCUACCUCGCCUACCUUCGGCCUAGGUCCUUGCGUGCUCUGUGCAACCCCAACUUAAUAAGAUCCCAUCUCUUCCACCGGACACUUGCAGCUGUCCUUUGCAAUCGCUCGCCAGUAGAUGCUUUUUUCGCACCCUCCUAUCCGCCUUUCUUGGAUCUCAGCUUUCCGAUCGGCUCGCAAGUUACCCCUUCCCCGUGCAAGGCCCUUUUCCAGCUCCACCCCGCGCUUUAUCAUCGACAUGGAGACCGUCAAUACCUCAGAGCGCCUGGCCAAGUUGAGGCAGUUGAUGCAGGAGCACAAAGUGGAUGUAUAUAUCGUUCCUUCAGAAGAUAGCCACCAGUCGGAGUAUAUUGCGCCAUGCGACGGCCGUCGAGAAUUUAUUUCAGGUUUCUCCGGUUCGGCUGGAACGGCCAUCAUUUCUUUGUCCAAGGCCGCAUUGUCUACGGAUGGCCGCUACUUCAACCAGGCUGCCAAGCAGCUUGACAACAACUGGGUUCUGCUGAAGCGGGGUGUCGAGGGUGUUCCGACAUGGCAAGAAUGGACCACGGAGCAGGCUGAGGGCGGCAAGGUGGUUGGUGUUGAUCCAGCUUUAAUCACAGCCUCGGGUGCUCGUAGCCUUUCAGAGACCUUGAAGAAGAAGGGAUCGUCCCUCGUUGGUGUCCAGAAUCUUGUCGACAUGGUCUGGAAGGAUGGCAGGCCAGCUCCUCCCAGGGAGAAAGUCACGGUCCACCCGGAGAAAUAUGCUGGCAAGAGCUUCCAGGAGAAGAUUCAAGAUCUGCGCAAGGAAUUGGAGAACAAGAAGGCUGCUGGAAUCGUUAUCUCGAUGCUGGAUGAGAUCGCUUGGCUCUUUAACCUUCGUGGCAACGAUAUUCCUUACAAUCCUGUGUUCUUCUCAUACGCCAUCGUUACCCCCACCACUGUCGACCUUUACGUCGACGAUGACAAGUUGACGCCCGAGGUGAAGGCUCACCUUGGUCAGGAUGUCGUCAUCAAGCCAUAUGACUCGAUCUUCGCGGAUGCCAAAGCACUAAGCGUGUCACUGAAGCAGCAAGCCGAGGGCGCGCCUACCAAGUUUCUUGUAUCUAACAGGGCUUCCUGGGCUCUAAGUCUUAGCCUUGGGGGUGAGGAUCAGGUCGACGAGGUCCGUAGCCCCAUUGGGGAUGCCAAGGCAGUCAAGAACGAAGUUGAACUUGCAGGCAUGAGGGCCUGCCACAUUCGUGAUGGUGCCGCCUUGUCGGAAUACCUUGCCUGGCUGGAGAACGAGUUGGUGAACAAGAAGACAACUCUGGAUGAGGUUGAUGCUGCAGAUAAGCUGGAGCAAAUCAGAUCCAAGCACGAUUUGUUUGCUGGUCUAUCUUUCGACACCAUCUCCUCGACGGGUCCAAACGGUGCCGUCAUCCACUACAAGCCCGAAAAGGGAAGCUGCUCCAUCAUCGACCCUACCGCCAUCUAUCUCUGUGAUUCUGGGGCCCAAUAUCUGGAUGGAACAACUGAUGUGACCCGCACCUUCCACUUCGGCAAACCUACCGACCUUGAGAAGAAGGCAUUCACCCUUGUGUUGAAGGGCCUCAUUUCCAUUGACACUGCUGUAUUCCCUAAGGGCACUAGUGGCUUUGCGCUUGAUGCUCUUGCGCGACAGCAUCUGUGGAAGGAGGGUCUGGAUUACCUCCACGGAACCGGGCAUGGAGUCGGCUCGUACUUGAACGUGCACGAAGGACCCAUCGGAAUCGGCACGCGCGUGCAGUACACCGAAGUCCCCAUCGCUCCUGGCAACGUCAUUUCCGAUGAACCUGGCUUCUACGAAGAUGGAAAGUUCGGAAUUCGUAUUGAAAACAUCAUCAUGGCACGCGAGGUGCAGACGGCGCACAAGUUCGGUGACAAGCCUUGGUUGGGCUUCGAGCACGUCACGAUGGCCCCGAUCGGUCAGAACUUAAUAGAGCCCUCCCUUCUCACUGACGCCGAGCUGAAAUGGGUCAAUGAUUACCAUGCUGAGGUCUGGGAAAAGACUCACAAGUUCUUCGAGAACGAUGACGGCCGAAACCCCUACGCGAACGGAUACGGAUACUCCGACACCAGCCGCUACGACCGCGGCGACGGCGGCGGCUAUGGCAGCAAUGGAAGCAACAGCUUAGGAAUGAAUGGGUACGGAGACGGAGGAGGAGGAGGUAACAACGGUGGCUCAGGGGGACACGACCUUCGUCCUGGAGGCUAUGGUGGCUUCUACGCCGAGGCGUCGCAGUCCUCUCUCUCUCCGGCUCAAUCCCCGGAGCGCCGACGAGACCGAUGGGACCGCGACCCCGAGCAUGCGUCAUCGCGAUCCAGAACACGAGAGGGGGAUGCAGAGAGGGCAACACUGGGUUCACGAGACGGUCGGGCGCGCGGAGAGACGAGUUGGCUGGGAGGAGGCAGCAGCAGCCGCGAGAGGGAACGAGAACUGAACACCGUCGCCCGCGCCGGAGGCAAGGGAGGCUCCCAGGCCAUUGAAGAUGUUUUACAGAUGGUCCAGCGCGAUUGGGCCUUCGUGGCUUCUGAGAGCUGUGUCCCGGUGCAAGUGGCUUUACAACUCAUGGACACGAGCACUUUGGGCAAGGCGGAGCGUGAACCAGAGUUCCUUGAGAUCCACGAUCAAAUACAGCGGACAUUGAAGUCAGUUGUCAAUGAACACCAUCAGGGCUUCAAUAGCUCUAUCGGUACAUACCACAAGAUCCAGACGAGCAUUCAGACUUCACAGACUCGAGUUCGCAAUCUGAAGAAUGCCCUCGAAGGAGCCAAAUCGGGCUUGCUGUCAACUAAGCCUGAACUGAAAGGGCUGGCUACUUCCUCUCAGAAAUACGACGAUAUCAUUCAGUUGUUCAGCCAGAUUCAGGAGAUACAAUCGCUUCCGGAGAAGUUGGAAUCCCGCAUCUCAGACAAGCGUUUCCUUGCUGCUGUUGAAGUGCUACAUGAUGCGCUGCGGCUUCUGCGACGCUCCGAGCUCGAGAACAUUGGUGCGUUGGCGGAUAUCCGCGCUUAUUUCGGGAGCCAAGAGGCUUCGUUGACAGAUAUCUUGAUCGAGGAAUUGCACGAUCAUCUGUAUUUGAAGUCUCCAUACUGCGCGAAUCGAUGGAAGCCCCCGACAGCUGACGGAGAGGGUAAUGGUGUCAGUUCAUCUAGCUGGUCCGGUAACAGCUCCUGGGAACGCCCUGUCUACAACUUCCUUGCCAAGCUGGAUGCCUCCAACCCAAUGGUGGAGGAUGCUUCUCGGAACCCAGAAGCCGACACGUUCUACUACAUUCAAUUACUUAUAGAAGCGCUCAACAAGAUGGGUCACCUUGACAUCGCGGUCAACUGCAUCGAGCAGAGACUCCCUGUUGAACUUUUUUCUGUUGUUGACAAGACGAAUGCUGAAAUUGAUGUGCGUUACCCGGAUCUGACGUCUACGCGUGGCUUCGCAGCCCAAGACAGCAGAAGCGGCGUGGCAACAAAGACCAUUGAGACGCGUGGUCAUGUUCUGUCUGAGUUCCUGUGGACAUUGUACGCCAAGUUUGAGUCCAUCGCUGAAGGCCACCGCGUCGUCCAUGAUGUGAUCGCCGCCAUUGUGGCCCGGGAGGGCAUCCCCAAGGGCAACACGCUUGGUGGUGGUUUCAAGGAGCUGUGGAAGCUUUAUCAGAGCGAGAUCCGCUCGCUAUUGCAUGACUAUCUGGCUACUGACGUAGAAUAUCGACCGAGAGACGAAGACGACGCUAGACGUCAGAUCUACACGGGCCAACGAGACAAGAACAAGAAAAUGUUCAAGCUAUCCGAAACGGACCAAACAACAGAGAUUCAAGCCGAGCAGUCCGAACUCGACGAGAUUCUCAGGUCAUCGGUGCCUGGCUUAGUGACCAAAUCUAACCAGAAAUUCGCAGUGACUGACUCCUCUGAUGUUCGACAAGGCAACUCAGGCACGGGCCACAAGAUACUUAUUGAACCCAGUGUUUUCAAUAUCAGUCUCCUGUUGCCUCCGUCUUUGUCGUUCAUUCAACGGCUGAAGGAGAUUGUGCCGGUGGAUUCGGAUCUUGCCAUGACCACAUUGACGUCCUUCCUCGAUGACUUCUUGGUCAACGUGUUCCUGCCUCAGCUUGAUGAUACCGUCACAGACCUUUGCACUCUUGCUAUCGUCUCGACCGAUGCAUUCACAGAAGACCCACAAUGGUCCACGGUCUCACCUCGACCCGUCUUCAAGGGCGCGGUCAAAUUCAUGUCGAUCAUCCAGGAGUUCAGCAAAAUGCUCUCAAGUAUUCCCCAAGAUCAAGCCUUCACGCAGCUUCUUCUCUCCCAGAUCGUGACUUACUACGACAAAUGCUGUGGAUGGUACAAAGCGUUGGUGACCAAGGUCUCUCCGCGAGAUAAUGGAGAGCCACGGCUCAAGGCUGCUGCCGGCUUUGCUAAAGCAGGAGAUGUUCAUGAUACUGUUGUCAGUCUCUGGAAAGAGGCGACCAACGACAAGUGGGCGCUUGUCGAUAAGGAAAUUGCGCUCCUUCUCCAGCUUACGUCUGAGGUCCCAUUGGAGCCGUACGACAUUAUAUCCGACCCCAAGACCGUGGUGGCUUUGUCACUUCUCUACAAUAGCAUGCAAUGGUUCACAAGCCAUCUUGCCCAGUUGCGUCAAAUCAUGCCGCCCUCUUCCGAAGCUCGGCGCCCCGAGACUGGGCCUCCCAACCGUCGUUGGACCUUGAUUGGGGCGAUGAAGUACAAAGUCGACGGGGUUAGCCAGCCGAUAUACCUGCCAUUGAACCCGGAAACCGCAGUUAUCUUUGACAAUACACUUGAGUCACUGCGCGAACUGGCUUACACUGCUCUGUUCGCUCUUCAUAUUGGUUGUCGGUGUGGUGUCAUUCAUAUGUUGAAGAAAACGAUGGCAGGACCAAAUCCUCGGAACCAGCGCGCUUCUGAGCCCACGACACCGGCUCCCAGCAGCACCGCCCAUUGGUGGCAUAUUCUGAUGAACCAGCCCACUGCUGCAUCGCCGACAAUUUUAGAAUUGAAUCGUGACUUGAUAAGCUUCGACAGUAACAUCUCCACCUACCUUGGACCCUCUGAACGAUGGUUCAUCACCUCAGGGCUAGCUCGCUUCAUCGAUCAGACGUUCGUGGCCAACACCCACCUGAUUGGGGCCAUGAACGAGAAUGGCGCAUUGCGCCUUCAGUUGGACGUUCUCGUUCUGCAGCAGAAUUUGAAGAAUAUCAUCAUCGAUCCCCAACAUGAUCCGGCCCACAAUGGGGACUCCAUCCCAGGCGAGGAGCACCACGAGGUGGUCGCCCUCCCGCGAAGCGCCAAGUUUCUCGACUGGUUCCUUGAGGGUGCAGAGAAAGCACUCGACUACGCGAAGGAGGAGAAGGAAUCGUUUGCUGCGCAUGGAGAGCAGGCGCUGGCCGCUGGAAACGCGGAGCCUUUUUCGUACGAAGAGCUCAAAAUACUGAUCGACCUCUGCUUCUCGGAUGCAUUGCUCGGACCCCGAGGAGCGGAAAACCGGGAGGAAUUCAUGGCGGCCAAGAAAGCCAGUGCGGAUGCUCUGCUGCGGUUGAAUGAGGUGAUGUGGGACUCGAAAUAGGAUUGCAUACGCCCACAGCGAAAAUAUGACCUCUCUUCAUAAUUCCACAUUGUAUUGUAGCUCAAGGGGGUGGGGGGUGAGUUAUGGAGCCCAGGACGGUGAUGAACCGACCCACUUGCCAGCAACGCCGAAAGUUGUCCACAUAAUUUUUAUGACUGUCCCAAGCAGUGACCAGUGGUUUGAAGAAGAACAUGUCUCUUGGGGUGGGACGUGACUUGUGAAUAUCAAUAACCGACGCAUCACACGAGAGCCCCUGAUUGAAACCCACCGAACAAAUUGUGAGACAGGUUGGCUUAGUGCGCCUAGUGCUUAGUGCUUAGUCUGAUAACGGUCUAGAGUCAAGG